UUCUACCAACAUCACCAUAACCCGCGCUUCACAAUGAGUCGCUCCACUUUUCACCAAUUCCCGAACUUGCCCGUCGAAAUACGGCUGCAAAUCUGGGAAGAUGCAUGUUUUGACUGGGGAAGUGGCCGUUUUGGUCUGCACUAUAUCAGAUUGAAUGAGAACAGGCAACUUGCCCCCCUGAACUGCAAUUGGGAAACGACCGGUCGAAACAGAUCGGCAUAUCUAUGGCACGCAGGCCUUUGGACGGCUUGCAAAGAAUCUCGAGAUAUUGUUGCCAAGCAUUGGAGUGAUCAGGGUUGGCCAGAUAUCCAGCAGAACACCAAAGAUAAAAGUCUUGGUGAUGUUAUCUGGGUCGAGUCGGAGCCUUUUCCUCCGCCCAUUUACCUUCGAAAAGGACUUAUACACAGGAAAGGUGAUUACGAAGCCUGGCAUCAAGUCGCUGAUAUGGAACGAGAUAUAUUUUGCGUCACUGCUGAGUCAUGGGAGCCACUGGUCAGGAACUGGAAACCCCUUCAUAUCGAAGCUGAGGAUGAAUGGGGGCGCCACUUUAUCGAUGACGUGAUGAACGUCGCUGUCGAGUUUGAUCCAUCCUGGUAUCAGACGAUCGAAAAGUUCAGUAAGGAUAACCCCAUCAGCGAUUAUCCUCCGUCUUUGGCCUUUUUGAUCAAAUUACUCUUUGACCAGGCCCACAACAAGAGACAUAGGAAGCUGGUUCAACUGAUCGAUAGAAACGUUCUAUGGCACGUCUCGGAUGAACGACUGAAUCUUUCCCCCCCGAUCUACAUCGAUUGCGAUCACGAAUAUCUCGAAAUACCUUCCCAUCGACUCAAGAGGGAUAGCCCACUUUCUCGUUUUCUGUCCUUGCUUGAUAUUUUGAUAGGCGACAAGUUGACCAAAAUCGAGUACGGAGAGCCGAGACGCAAUUAUGGUCCGAGCGAAUCGGAUUGGGAGCAGGACGAUCGACUCCCCCCCGAAGAACUAAUGGAAUUUGUCGUGAGGCGGGAUAACCUGCGUCCAUGGAACCUUAUCCGAUGAUAAGCCAAAAGGCUUAGUUAUCUUGGGCUAUCGCGCAGUAAACUCUGUGUUUUUGUCGGACCUUGUUGAGCGAGCAAAUGUUGUGAUGUUUACAUCGCGCGCCGCACAACGUCCACGGGACAGUACCUGGGUAUCUGGCUUUUCCCUCGAAUUCCAACUGUUGAUACACGGCUUGGUCAAUCCCCUUGUUCUCAUGCGCCACACGAACCUAGCCCCAAUGUGGCUUUACCAGCCGAUGUGUUCAGGAGCCUGUCUUGAUGAACGCGCCGGCUUUGCCAAUGGAGACUCUCGAGUUUGGCUUGGAGACAGAUUCGAGGAGAUGCGAAGAAAAGCGAACAUCAGCAGUACCUGACAUUUUUGGUUCAUGAUCUGGAUUUGUAAAAGGAGUACCUGUAAUAAAAAGGGGUUUUUUUUUUAACAAAUAAUUUUAUCUACUGUUUUAGAUCAGAGUGCGUUCAAUCGCAGUCGCUCUUUGGUAAUUACUUAUGGUAACAGUGGAGGUUAAUCUUUCCAACGCGUUAAAUAAUAAAUGAUGG
This is a messenger RNA of Fusarium verticillioides 7600, 1571 nucleotides long. RefSeq lists its product as hypothetical. The transcript has a single exon. Bases 34 to 1035 code for a protein of 333 amino acids. Lineage: Eukaryota; Fungi; Ascomycota; Sordariomycetes; Hypocreales; Nectriaceae. The record is from RefSeq and is a predicted model, not a curated record.